Molecule: messenger RNA, 937 nt
Organism: Myxocyprinus asiaticus (Chinese sucker)
Lineage: Eukaryota; Metazoa; Chordata; Actinopteri; Cypriniformes; Catostomidae
Product: protein C19orf12 homolog
Exons: 3
Coding region: 183-608 (141 amino acids)
Source: RefSeq, a predicted model, not a curated record
GAAUAAUUUAAUCAUGACAUCAGUGUUACAGCGAUUGCAGAAAGCGUUCGAAGGUCAGUCUUAAAAAGACUUUGUGUGAAACAGAAAUUGUAGACCGUGAUGUUUUGAAACACGGUCAGCUGGAAGAACAUGGCAAAGUAAGACUACAUUUCCGUAAUAAGGGUAUACAGUUAUUUUCCAAGAUGCCGCCAUGCAUCGAUGACGUAAUGAAACUAUGUUGCAAAUUAUCUGCAAAUCAACAAAUAAAGACAGCAGUGAAGCAGUCUGGGAAGGGGGCAGCGGCAGCCGGUGGUCUUGCUUUUGCAGGAGGAUUAAUAGGGGGUCCUCUGGGAAUUGCAGUAGGUGGGGCUGUUGGAGGUCUGCUUGGAUGCUGGAUGACAAGUGGACAGUUUAAACCUCUUCCCCAGGUUAUUAUGGAACUGACGCCAGAUCAGCAGCGCAGGCUUUAUGAGGAUGUAAUGGGCAUCAUAGGCUCAAUAACAUGGACUGAUGUAGCACAGCUGACAGCACUUGUAAUGGGAAACGCCACACUCCAGCAACAGGUGACAGCUACCCUUCUUAGCUAUAUUCAAAGGGAGUUUCAAGCUGAGGUGCACUAUGUGGACUGACACUGUAUGCCAGCAUUUCAAAAUCUUAUAAUCAGAGGCGAUACAGGUUGUUGACUGAAUGCUUGAGGGCAGCAAUUGAAGUUGGCAGAUGAAAAUGUUUUAAAUUUAUAUAUGGUAUAUAUGAAGCUGACACAGACUGUAUAUUUUUCUUGAAAAUAAUUUCCUGGGAUAAUGUGUGGUUUGUUUUUAGGACAUAUCAUCAGUAAUAACUACAGUAUAAGAUGGUGGCUUGGGGUGUAGCUCUUAAUGAAUUAUGCAGUUUACAGUUUUGAACAUAUGUGACUAUGAUAUUGUCGAAUGCUGAUAAUGUAUUGUUUUGGAUCCAAUAA